AUGUAUGAAUUGCUCCUGGAAACAUCGUUGACUUCUUCUAGUGGGAUUGAAGAAGAACCAUCAAUUAGACAAAUGUCAAGAUCUGAAUUCAAGACGGUCUCCGGCGAGACAAAGCGAAGAGCAUAUCUGGAACUGAAAAAAGCAACAACAAUGCCGAUGUUGUUCAAGCACGCCAUUGAUCAACGAUUAUCCAGUAUCCAAUUUACCAUCUUGAACAUUCACGACAAAGAUUCAAAUCGGCCCAAGGAAAGCAACGUACUGUUGCAAACAACUGACUAUUAUCCAAAUAAUGGGCUGACCAAUGGAUUCAAUGAAAUCGACACGAUGAUGACAACGUUGGAAAUAAAUCUAUCAGAAUAUUCCAAAGAUACUACAAACAACAUCAAGGUAAUCAGCGGAAGAAGCAAAACACCAUCUGCUGUCAACCUGGACGCCUGGAUCUCUGAGGUACGAUGGGUUGAUGGAAAUGGCAACGAAGAUGAUGAAAAUGAUGACGAAAAUGAUGAUGAAAGUGACGAUGAAAGUGAUGAUGAAAAUGACAAUGAAAACGAAGAAGAAAAUGAAUUAUGA
This is a messenger RNA of Halteromyces radiatus, 570 nucleotides long. RefSeq lists its product as uncharacterized. Bases 1 to 570 code for a protein of 189 amino acids. The record is from RefSeq and is a predicted model, not a curated record. The transcript has 4 exons. Lineage: Eukaryota; Fungi; Mucoromycota; Mucoromycetes; Mucorales; Cunninghamellaceae.